CAUGGAAUUUGUGGAAUAUGAAAAUGAGAAAGACUUGGAUUCCAUGGAUAAGUCAAUUGUCUAUGUCAUUGAGUCCACAGUUAUCAAGUGGAGUCACCAGAUCCAAAUGGUGUUAAAGAGGGAGUCUUCAGAACCACUCUUAAAGGGGGAAAAUCCCACACCCAAAGUGGAGGUGGAGUUCUGGAAGAGAAGGUGUGAUGAUCUGGAAUAUAUUUAUAAUCAGCUGAGAGCCAUAAAAGUGAGGGGCAUGGCUGCACUUCUAAACAGACUUCAGAGCAGCUACUUCCCAGCCUUCAAAGCCAUGUUCAGAGAUGUCAUAGCAGCUCUAAGAGAGGCCCAGGAUAUCUAUGUGCACCUGAAGCCCCUACAGCGCCAUGUGGAAAACAUUGAGAAUAUGGAAUUUAGUGAAGUGAAGCCACUAGUGGGACCUCUGCUUCACAUAAUCUGCUUGAUUUGGGCCACAUCCAAAUACUACUGCUGCCCAGCAUGGAUCAUUGUGUUACUGCAGGAGAUGUAUAAUCUUUUCAUUCAGCAGGCAAGCAUUUAUCUUAGCCCAGAAGAUCUCCUGAAAGGAGAGAUAGAAGAGAGUCAGAGAAAAAUACAAGUGGUAAUGGAUAUACUUAACUUUUCCAAAGAGAUGUUUGAAGACAGAAGGAACAAUCUCAAGACUUACUUCAAACAGGACCAGGAGGUCAGGGAAUGGGAUUUCAGUUCUUCUAUGAUCUUUGUGCGACUGAAUAGCUUCCUGAGGAGACUCAAGAUGGUAGAGAAUCUUCUGAAGACAGCUUUGGAUUUUCUCAAGCUAGAGAAGCUUGAAUUUAGUGGAAUUCGAGGGAAUGCUUUGAGUCAACAGGUCCAGAGCAUGUAUGAGGAAUUCCAGACUGUGUACAAAACCUUUUCAGAAUGCUCCUAUGACUGUCUGGACCUUACACACACAGAAUUUGAAAAUUAUGUCUCUGAAUUUAACCAGAAAGUAGAAGAUUUGGACCGAAGAUUAGGGAUGGUCUUUAUCCAAGCUUUUGACGAUGUAGCUGGUUUAGAGCAUGCUUUUAAGCUGCUUGAAAUAUUUGGGAGUCUGCUUGAAAGACCAGUAGUAGCCACGGAUGCAUUUGAUAAAUACCCUGUCCUGAUCACCAUGUUCAACAGUGACUUGGAUGCCAUUAAAACAAUAUAUUGUCAGCGUGUCCAGGAGAAGUCAGAACUUGGGUUUUCCCAGUCACACAAGAACAUGCCAGAAGUAGCUGACGGUCUCCACUGGGCUCAAGAACUCAGGGAACGAAUUGAACUUUCAUUCAAUAACUUAAGACAUAUCAGUCACCCUAUCAAAGGCCUUGGUCGGAUCUACAAAUAUUCUAUACAGACCUUUGUUCUGCUCCUGGUGUUUCUCCUGGAGUUGCUGGGCAGCAAACACUAUAUCAACUGUUCCUUCGCCCUUUCUGAAGCUGCACUGGCUCUCAGUUGUAUGGAGUCUACCAAAGGUAAAGAGAUGCUACAAAAGUAUGAAGACAUGCUUCAGUUGCUGGAAAAAUAUGAGACAAAGCUUUAUGACAGCUGGUGCCAGACAGUAUCAGAGAAGUCACAGUACAAUCUCACUCAGCCACUCCUCUGUCAUGAUCCAGAAACCAAGCAGAUUACUGUCAACUUUAACCCACAGUUGAUUUCUGUGUUUAGAGAAGUGAAUUACCUCAAAAUGAGACAGACAAGGCACAUUCCUGAGGCAGCAGCAGAAAUCUUUUCCUCCAAGGAGUAUUAUCGGCAACUUAUUGCUAAUUUAGAACUGAUGACAAAUUGGUACAACAAGAUUCUGAAAACGUUGCUAGAAGUGGAAUUUCCUUUGGUAGAGGAGGAGCUGCAGGCUAUUGACCUCCAACUAAGAGCAGCAGAAGAGACACUGAACUGGAAGACGGAAGGUGUUUGGGAUUAUAUUAUAAAAAUGACUACUAGUGUCCGUGAUCUUGAGCAAAGGAUUCAGAAAACAAAAGACAAUGUAGAUGAGAUUCAGAAUAUCAUGAAAACCUGGGAAACUCCCAUUUUUAAGAGGAAAGAUGGAAAAAAGGAAUCUCUACUUUAUCUAGAAGACCAUCAAGAACAACUGGAAAAAUAUUACUCUUUUAUCAGAGAGUCUGGCCUUAAGAUCCAUGCUCUUGUUCAGGAAAACCUGAAUCUCUUCCUUGCAGACCCAGCAUCCAGUAGGUGGAAGGCAUACAUUGACUAUCUUGAUAACAUGGUGUUUCAUGGAUUCUUCAUUGCUAUCGAAUCUUCCCUCAAGUAUCUCCUGGAAAAUACUGAUUCUAAGGCCAGACUUCCUCCCUUUUUUGAGGCACAGAUGGAUCUAGUUAUACAAGAACUAGUCUUUUAUCCCUCUCUGGACAACACUGCUAAAGAUGGUUUUCAUACUAUUGUCGAGGGUCUUAUAAAUGAUAUUUUCAAAAUAUCUUCUAUGGUCCCACGGCUUGCGCAGAAAGGUUCCCCUCAUUACCAGGCUGACAUGGAGGACAUGGGAGAUCUGUCAAACCUCAGGAAUCUGUUAAAUGAGAGAGUCAAGAAUAUGAUGACCACCUGCUGUGACUAUCGGAACUCCUUUGACCAUUACUCUUCCCUUUACAUGGAUGACCGGAAGGAAUUUAUGCGGCAUUUUCUGUUAUAUGGACACAUGCUCACUAUGGAGGAGUUGGAAGCCCAUGGUGAAGACAGGAUCCCAGAGAAUCCUCCCACUCUUCAGCAAUUUAAAUUGCAGAUUGAUUCCUACGAAAAGAUCUAUGAAGAGGUAAACCAGCUAGAGCCUUUCAAGAUUUUUGACAACUGGAUGAAAAUUGAUAUUCGUCCAUUUAAGAUGUCUCUCUUGAAUGUAAUUAAGAGAUGGAGCCUCAUGCUUAAACAGCAUCUCAUUGAUCAUGUCACCCACAGCUUGGCAGACCUUGAAGUCUUCAUAAGAAAUGGUGAGAGUGGUUUGAGCAAGAGGAUAGAAAAAGGUGAUUUCACUGGUUUGGUUGAGACUAUGAGACUCCUUGUGGCUCUUAAAGAACGACAGAGUAGUACAGAUGAGAUGUUUGAACCCUUGAAACACACUAUUGAAUUGCUGAAGAUCUAUGAACAAGAAUUGCCCGAUGCAGUAUUUAAACAGCUAGAGGAAUUGCCAGAGAAAUGGAACAACAUAAAGAAGAUGGCAGUCAUUGUGAAACAGCACGUAGCUCCCCUGCAGGAAGAUGAAGUAACAGCUCUCCGUCAAAAAUGUGCAGCUUUUGGUAUCGAACAGUAUACAUUCCGAGAGCAGUUCCACAAAGAAGCUCCCUUCAGGUAUGAUAGCAUUAUGCCUCACCAAGUGUUGGAUGCCAAAAACAUUCAGAUCCAACAGAUGGAAUCUUUCAUGUCCUCCAUUUCUGACUCUACAAGUUUGUUUGAAGUCAACAUUCCUGAUUACAAACAUUUAAAGCAGUGCAGGAGGGAGAUCUGCCUGUUGAAGGAACUUUGGGAUAUGAUUUACCUGGUGAAUUCUAGCAUCAGUAACUGGAAGGUAACCAAAUGGAGGAAUAUUAAUGUGGAGAAUAUGGACUUAGAAUGCAAAAAUUUUGCUAAACAAAUCAGGAAACUUGACAAGGAGAUGAGGGCCUGGGAUGCUUUCAUGGGACUGGACAACACUGUGAAGAACACCCUAACAUCCUUGAGGGCUGUGGCUGAACUGCAGAAUCCAGCCAUCAGAGAGAGGCACUGGAACCAGUUGAUGCAGGCUACAGGUGUGAAGUUCAUUAUGAAUGAUGACACCACCCUUGAAGAUUUACUUAAGCUUGAGCUACACAACUUUGAGGAGGAGAUUCGGGGCAUUGUGGACAAAGCUGUCAAAGAGAUGGACAUGGAGAAAGUUCUAAAGGAACUAAAAACCACUUGGACAGGUAUGGAAUUUCAAUAUGAGCCCCACUCACGAACAACUGUCCCACUGCUGAGGUCUGAUGAAAACCUUAUUGAGACACUUGAAGAUAACCAAGUUCAGCUGCAGAACCUGAUGACAUCCAAGUACAUAGCCUUCUUCCUGGAAGAAGUGUCUGACUGGCAGAAGAAGCUUUCCACUGCUGAUGCUGUCAUUUCAGUGUGGUUUGAAGUUCAGUGCACGUGGUCUCAUCUGGAAAGCAUCUUCAUUGGGUCUGGAGAUAUACGAGCACAGCUUCCUGAGGAUUCUAAACAUUUUGAAGGCAUUGAUGCUGAUUUUAAAGAGCUAGUUUAUGAUGCUCAGAAGACACCAAAUGUGGUAGAAGCUACCAACAAACCAGGUGUUCAUGAACAAUUAGAAGAUAUUCAGAACAGGUUGUGCCAGUGUGAGAAAGCCUUGAUUGAAUAUCUAGACACCAAGAGACUGGCCUUCCCCAGGUUUUACUUCUUGUCUUCUUCAGACCUUUUAGAUGUCCUUUCCAACGGCAUGAAUCCACAAGAAGUUCAGCACCAUCUUUCCAAGCUGUUUGACAGUAUGACUAGGAUGAAAUUCCAGGUGGACUCCAGCCAAAAACCAACCAAGAGAAGCCUUGGCAUGUAUAGUAAAGAGGAGGAGUAUGUGAAUUUCAGUGAGCCUUGUGACUGUAAUGGCCAGGCUGAAAUCUGGUUGAAUAAUGUGCUUGAUCACAUGAGGGCCACCGUGAGACAUGAAAUGACAGAAGGUGUCACUGCCUAUGAAGAGAAACCUAGGGAACAGUGGCUCUUUGACUACCCUGCUCAGGUGGCUUUGACCUGCACCCAAAUCUGGUGGACCACUGAGGUGGGCAUUGCCUUUGCCAGGCUAGAGGAAGGGUAUGAAAGUGCCAUGAAGGAAUACCAUAAGAAGCAAGUUACUCAACUUAACACCCUGAUCACCAUGCUAAUUGGCCAGCUCUCUAAGGGUGACCGACAAAAAAUUAUGACCAUCUGUACUAUUGAUGUACAUGCCCGGGAUGUAGUGGCCAAGAUGAUCUCUCAGAAGGUAGAGAACACCCAGGCUUUUCUCUGGCUGUCCCAGCUGCGCCAUCGGUGGGAUGAUGAGAAGAAACAUUGCUUUGCCAACAUUUGUGAUGCUGAAUUCUUGUACUCCUAUGAGUACCUGGGUAACACACCCCGCCUGGUGAUUACCCCUCUGACAGACAGAUGCUAUAUUACACUUACACAGUCUCUGCACCUUACCAUGAGUGGGGCCCCAGCAGGACCUGCAGGCACUGGCAAAACUGAGACUACCAAGGACCUGGGUCGAGCAUUGGGUAUCAUGGUAUAUGUGUUUAACUGCUCUGAGCAAAUGGACUACAAGUCUUGUGGCAAUAUCUACAAAGGCCUUUCUCAGACUGGUGCCUGGGGCUGUUUUGAUGAAUUUAACAGAAUUUCUGUGGAGGUUCUUUCUGUGGUGGCAGUACAGGUGAAAAGUAUCCAAGAUGCAAUCCGGGAUAAGAAACUGUAUUUCAACUUCCUUGGGGAGGAGAUUAAACUGAAUCCCUCAGUGGGAAUCUUCAUCACUAUGAACCCAGGCUAUGCUGGCCGUACAGAGCUUCCAGAGAACCUCAAGGCUCUCUUCAGGCCUUGUGCUAUGGUGGUACCAGAUUUUGAGAUGAUAUGUGAAAUCAUGCUAGUAGCUGAAGGAUUCCUUGAGGCACAACUAUUGGCCAAAAAAUUCAUUACCCUAUACCAGCUUUGCAAAGAGCUCCUCUCCAAACAGGAUCAUUAUGACUGGGGUCUGCGAGCUAUCAAGUCUGUGCUUGUGGUAGCUGGAUCUCUGAAGAGAGGAGACCCUGACCGACCUGAGGACCAAGUCCUAAUGCGUUCCCUCCGAGACUUCAACAUCCCCAAAGUCACAACUGAUGACAUGCCUGUGUUUAUGGGCCUAAUUGGAGACCUCUUCCCAGCCUUGGACAUUCCCAGGAAGAGAGACCUCGACUUUGAAGGUUUUGUAAAACAGGCAGUUUUAGAGCUAAAACUUCAGGCUGAGGAAAACUUUGUUCUCAAAGUGGUACAGCUAGAAGAGCUCUUGGCUGUGCGACACUCUGUGUUUGUGGUUGGGAAUGCUGGUACAGGCAAGUCCCAGGUACUGAGAUCUUUGCAUAAGACAUACCAGAAUAUGAAACAACGACCAGUCUGGACUGACCUCAACCCCAAAGCUGUCACUAAUGAUGAACUGUUUGGCAUCAUCAACCCAGCUACACGAGAGUGGAAGGAUGGACUUUUCUCAUCAAUCCUGCGUGAACUGGCCAACAUAACACAUGAUGGGCCUAAGUGGAUUUUACUGGAUGGCGACAUUGAUCCAAUGUGGAUUGAGUCUUUGAACACUGUCAUGGAUGAUAACAAGGUUCUGACUUUGGCAAGCAAUGAAAGAAUCUCCCUGAAUCCAACUAUGAGGCUCCUGUUUGAAGUUAACCACUUACACACAGCCACCCCUGCCACAGUCUCCAGAGCAGGAAUACUAUACAUAAAUCCUACAGACCUGGGUUGGAAUCCUCCAGUGAGUAGCUGGAUUGACAAGAGGGAUAUACAAUCUGAACGAGCUAACCUGACCAUUCUGUUUGACAAAUAUCUGCCACCUUGCCUGGACAUACUCAGAACAAGAUUUAAAAAGAUUCUUCCAAUACCAGAGCAGAGCUUGAUUCAAACACUAUGUUACCUUCUUGAAUGUCUUCUAACAAAGGAAAACAGUCCCACAGAUUGUCCCAAGGAACUUCAUGAACUUUAUUUUGUGUUUGCUACUAUCUGGGCUUUCGGUGGAGUAUUGAUCCAAGACCAGCUUGUGGAUUACAGAGCAGAGUUCAGUAAAUGGUGGAUAACUGAAUUCAAGACUAUCAAGUUUCCUUCCCAGGGAACCAUAUUUGACUUUUACAUAGAUCCAGAGACAAAGAAAUUUGAGUCCUGGUCCAAACUCAUCCCCAAAUUUGAAUUCGACCCAGAUCUACCUUUGCAGGCCUGCCUGGUACACACUAUUGAGACCAUUCGUGUGUGCUAUUUCAUGGAGCAGCUCUUGGAACACCAGCGGCCUAUCAUGUUGGUAGGGAAUGCAGGCACUGGGAAGUCUGUGCUGGUAGGGGCAAAACUGUCCUCCCUGGAUGCAGAUGAAUACAUGGUGAAGAAUGUCCCAUUCAAUUAUUAUACCACAUCUGCAAUGCUACAGGCUGUCCUAGAGAAACCUCUGGACAAGAAGGCCGGCAGAAAUUAUGGCCCACCUGGCACCAAGAAACUCAUCUAUUUCAUUGAUGACAUGAACAUGCCUGAGGUAGACGCAUAUGGAACAGUGCAACCCCAUACACUCAUCAGACAGCAUAUGGACUAUGGACACUGGUAUGACAGGAAUAAACUGUUUCUUAAGGAAAUCAUGAAUGUGCAGUAUGUGGCUUGUAUGAACCCCACAGCUGGAAGCUUCACCAUUAACCCUCGGCUACAGCGUCAUUUUAGCAUUUUUGUGCUCUCCUUCCCGGGAGUAGAUGCAUUGUUUUCAAUCUAUAGCACCAUCUUGACUCAGCAUCUAAAACUUGGUAACUUUCCAUCAUCGCUGUUGAAGUCCACCCCACAACUCAUCAACUUGGCCAUUACCUUCCACCAGAAGAUUGCGGCCACAUUUCUCCCCACAGCAACAAAAUUCCAUUACAUCUUCAACCUCCGGGACUUCUCCAACAUUUUCCAAGGCAUUCUCUUUUCCACAGUGGAAAGUAUCAAAUCACCACCAGACCUUGUAAAGCUCUAUCUCCAUGAGUCCAAUCGUGUUUAUCGGGAUAAGAUGGUUGAAGAAAAAGACUUUGACAUCUUUGAUAAAAUUCAAAUUGAAGUGGUAAAGAAUUUCUUUGAUGGAGUUGAAAUCCUAGCUAAUUGUAUCCUAAGGAGACUGAACAUGUACUGUCAUUUUGCAAAUGGUAUCGGUGAGCCCAAAUACAUGCCAGUGAAGACAUGGGAACUUCUGACCCAAAUCCUGGUGGAAGCCUUAGAGAACCACAAUGAGGUCAACCAAGUGAUGAACCUGGUUCUCUUUGAGGAUGCCAUGUGCCAUGUUUGCCGUAUCAAUCGCCUCCUAGAAUCCCCAAGGGGAAAUGCUUUGCUGGUUGGAGUAGGUGGAAGUGGCAAACAGAGUCUGACAAGACUUGCAGCUUUCAUCAGCUCCAUGGAUAUUUUCCAGAUCACUCUAAGAAAAGGUUAUUCUAUUUCAGACCUUAAGAUGGACCUGGCCAACCAGUGCCUAAAAGCUGGAGUAAAGAAUGUAAGCACUGUGUUUCUCAUGACAGAUGCCCAAAUUGCUGAUGAAAGGUUCCUUGUACUCAUCAAUGAUCUCUUAGCAUCUGGAGAGAUUCCAGAUCUAUACUCUGAUGAUGAAGUUGAAAACAUCAUAAGUAACAUGAGAAAUGAAGUCAAGAGCCGGGGGUUGUUUGACAGCAGGGAGAAUUGCUGGAAGUUCUUCAUAGAAAGGGUCCAACGGCAACUGAAGGUUACACUCUGCUUCUCCCCUGUGGGGAACAAGCUAAGAAUCUGCAGCAGGAAAUUUCCCGCCAUCGUGAACUGCACAGCCAUUGAUUGGUUUCAUGAGUGGCCUCAGCAGGCACUUGAGUCAGUUGGCCUACGCUUCUUACAAAACAUGGAGAAUAUCGAUCCAGCAGUAAAGGAAUCAAUUAGUAAAUUCAUGGCUUAUGUACACACAAGUGUCAAUCAAAUGUCCCAGUCUUACCUGAGUAACGAACGGCGCUAUAAUUACACCACACCCAAAUCCUUCCUGGAACAGAUCAGACUCUAUCAGAACCUGAUGGUCAAGAAUGGCAAAGAGCUGACAUCUAAAAUGGAAAGGCUUGAGAAUGGGCUCCAGAAGCUUCACAGUACAUCUGCCCAGGUAGAUGAUCUGAAAGCCAAACUGGCCCUCCAGGAAAUAGAGCUCAGGCAAAAGAAUGAAGAUGCCGACAAACUAAUUCAAGUGGUUGGAGUAGAGACAGAAAAAAUGAGCAAAGAGAAAGCCAUCGCUGAUGAAGAGGAACAGAAAGUGGCUCUAAUCAUGUUGGAGGUCAAGCAGAAGCAAAAGGACUGUGAGGAAGAUCUGGCCAAAGCAGAGCCAGCUCUCACAGCAGCCCAAGCAGCUCUCAACACCCUCAAUAAGACCAACCUAACAGAGCUGAAAUCCUUUGGCUCACCACCUUUAGCCGUCAGCAAUGUCACUGCUGCAGUAAUGGUUCUCAUGGCCCCUGGAGGGAAAGUACCCAGAGAUCGAAGUUGGAAAGCUGCCAAGGUUACUAUGGCCAGAGUUGAUGGCUUUCUGGACUCCCUGGUGAACUUUAACAAGGAGGACAUACAUGAGAACUGCCUGAAAGCUAUCCGACCGUAUCUUCAAGAUCCAGAGUUUAAUCCUGAGUUUGUGGCUUCUAAGUCUUAUGCAGCAGCUGGCCUCUGUUCCUGGGUCAUAAAUAUCGUGAGGUUUUAUGAGGUAUUCUGUGAUGUGGAACCCAAGAGACAAGCCCUGAGUAAAGCAAGUUUGGAUCUUGCUACUGCCCAAGAAAAAUUGGCAGCCAUUAAAGUCAAGAUUACUCUCCUUAAUGAAAACUUGGCAAAACUUACAACCAAGUUUCAGAUAGCAACUGCAGAAAAACUCAAAUGUCAGCAAGAAGCUGAAAUGACCACAGGUACCAUCUCACUUGCAAAUCGCCUGGUUGGAGGUCUUGCCUCUGAAAAUGUAAGGUGGGCAGAAGCUAUCAAGGACUUCAGACAACAAAAGAGUACAUUAUGUGGAGACAUUUUGCUGAUUACAGCUUUCAUUUCUUACCUGGGAUACUUUACCAAGAAAUACCGUCAAAGCCUUAUGGAUAGUAACUGGAGACCCUACCUGAAUCAGUUAAAAGUGCCUAUUCCAGUCACUUCCAGCCUGGAUCCUCUAAAGAUGCUAACUGAUGAUGCAGACAUAGCCACCUGGCAAAAUGAGGGUCUGCCUGCUGACCGAAUGUCCACAGAGAAUGCUACAAUUCUUAUGAACUGUGAACGAUGGCCACUUAUAGUUGACCCUCAACUACAAGGAGUAAAAUGGAUCAAAAAGAAAUAUGAUCAAGACCUUCGAGUCACCCAGAUUGGCCAGAAAGGAUACCUUGAUAUCAUAGAACAUGCUCUAGCAGAUGGUGAUGUAGUGCUGAUUGAAAACAUGGGAGAGUCUGUGGACCCUGUUCUAGGACCCCUGCUUGGAAGAGAAGUAAUUAAAAAAGGAAGGUUCAUUAAAAUUGGAGACAAAGAAUGUGAAUAUAAUCCCAAAUUCCGCCUCAUUCUUCACACCAAGCUUGCCAAUCCCCACUAUCAGCCUGAGCUCCAAGCCCAGGCAACUCUUAUCAACUUCACUGUGACUAGAGAUGGCUUAGAGGACCAGCUUCUGGCAGCAGUGGUCAGCAUGGAGAGGCCAGACUUGGAGGAAUUGAGAGUGAAUCUGACAAAGCAGCAGAAUGUAUUCAAGAUCACCCUGAAAACCCUGGAGGACAACUUGCUCUCUCGCCUCUCCUCUGCAUCUGGGAACUUCCUGGGAGAUACAGCCUUAGUAGAAAACUUAGAGAUCACCAAACAAACAGCUGCGGAAAUUCAGAAAAAGGUUCAGGAAGCCAAGAUAACAGAAGUAAAAAUCAAUGAUGCCAGAGAACAUUACCGGCCAGUGGCAGCACGUGCCUCCUUGCUCUACUUCAUCAUGAAUGACCUCAGUAAAAUCCAUCCUAUGUAUCAGUUUUCUCUCAAGGCAUUCAGCAUUGUCUUCCAAAAGGCUGUUCAGAGGACUGAUCCCAAUGAAAACCUCCAACAGAGAAUAGCCAGUUUGAUUGAUAAUAUUACCUUCUCUGUGUAUCAGUACACCACCCGGGGGCUUUUUGAAUGUGACAAGCUGACUUACAUAACCCAACUCACCUUUCAGAUUCUUUUAAUGAACCAGGAAAUCAGUACUGUUGAAUUGGACUUCCUUCUUCGGUACCCAGCACAAUCCAGUGUCCUUAGUCCUGUGGAUUUCCUCUCCCACCAAUCCUGGGGUGGCAUCAAGGCUCUUUCAUCAAUGGAAGAAUUCUGUAAUCUGGAUAGGGACAUUGAGGGAUCUGCCAAGCGUUGGAAGAAAUUUGUGGAGUCAGAAUGCCCUGAGAAGGAGAAAUUCCCCCAGGAGUGGAAAAACAAGUCAUCUCUGCAACAACUGUGUAUGAUGAGGACAAUGAGACCUGACCGCAUGACAUAUGCUAUGAGGGAUUUUGUGGAAGAAAAGUUAGGAAGCAAAUAUGUGGUGAGCAGAACACUAGAUUUUUCUACCUCCUUUGAAGAAUCAGGACCUGCAACUCCCAUGUUCUUCAUCUUGUCUCCAGGUGUUGACCCACUGAAGGAUGUAGAGAAAGAAGGGAAGAAACUUGGUUACACCUUCAACAAUCAAAAUUUCCAUAAUGUGUCCUUGGGUCAAGGACAAGAGGUAGUGGCAGAGGCUGCAUUGGAUCUGGCUGCCAAGAAUGGUCACUGGGUUAUCUUGCAGAACAUCCACCUGGUAGCCAAGUGGCUCAACUCCCUUGAGAAGAAGUUGGAGCAGCACAGCAAGAGCAGCCAUCAUGAGUUCAGGGUCUUCAUGAGUGCUGAGCCUGCGGCCUCUCCUGAUGACCACAUCAUUCCCCAAGGCAUCCUAGAGAAUUCCAUCAAGAUCACCAACGAACCUCCCAUGGGCAUGCAUGCCAAACUGCACAAGGCCCUAGACAACUUUACUCAGGAUACUCUGGAGAUGUGUAGCCGAGAGACAGAGUUCAAGAGUAUUUUAUUUGCACUUUGUUACUUCCAUGCCGUAGUAGCAGAAAGGCGCAAAUUUGGACCUCAAGGCUGGAAUCGCUAUUACCCUUUUAACACAGGAGACCUCACCAUCUCAGUGAAUGUGCUCUAUAACUUCCUUGAGGCCAAUGCCAAGGUGCCUUAUGAUGACUUGCGCUACCUCUUUGGUGAGAUUAUGUAUGGAGGCCAUAUCACAGAUGACUGGGACAGGAGGCUAUGUAGAACAUACCUGGAGGAAUUCAUUAAACCAGAAAUGUUAGAAGGAGAAAUGUUACUGGCUCCAGGGUUCCCACUUCCAGUCAAUAUGGACUACAACAGUUAUCACCAGUACAUUGACGACAUGCUACCUGCAGAGUCACCAUACCUGUAUGGACUCCACCCCAAUGCUGAGAUUGGCUUUCUGACCCAGACCUCAGAAAAGCUCUUCCGCACUGUGCUAGAGAUGCAGGCUCAGGACAGCCAGGAUGGAGAUGGAGGAGGGAUCAUAAGAGAGGAAAAGGUAAAAGCUUUUCUGGCUGAAAUAUUAGAGAGGAUAACUGAAGAGUUCAACAUUACGGAGUUGAUGGCUCGGGUAGAAGAACGUACCCCCUACAUUGUGGUCACCUUCCAAGAAUGUGAACGAAUGAACCUCCUUAUCAGAGAAAUUCAGCACUCAUUGAAAGAACUAGAUCUGGGCCUGAAGGGUGAGCUGACCAUGACCAGCAACAUGGAGAGCUUACAGAGUGCUCUGUACCUGGAUACUGUACCAGAGUCAUGGGCCAAGAAAGCAUACCCAUCAACAUCAGGCCUGGCAAGUUGGUUUGUGGAUCUGCUCAACCGAAUAAAAGAGCUGGAGAGAUGGAUGGGAGACUUUGCCCUGCCCUCUGCUGUCUGGCUCGCAGGCUUUUUUAAUCCCCAGUCAUUUUUGACAGCCAUAAUGCAGUCUAUGGCUCAUAAGAAUGAGUGGCCACUGGAUAAGAUGACCCUGCAAUGUGAAGUGACCAAGAAGAGCCGGGAAGAUUUCAGUAGCCCACCUCGGGAAGGGGCCUACAUCCAUGGUCUCUUCAUGGAAGGAGCCUGCUGGGAUACACAGGCUGGAAUUAUUACAGAGGCAAGGCUGAAGGAUCUGACUCCUCCUAUGCCUGUGAUAUUCAUCAGAGCUGUCCUUGUGGACAAGCAAGACAACCGAAGUACCUAUCCCUGUCCAGUAUACAAGACACGUCAGCGGGGACCCACUUAUGUCUGGACAUUUGGUCUGAAAACUAAAGAAGCCCCAUCCAAAUGGGUAUUAGCUGGUGUGGCCUUGCUUUUGCAGGUUUAG
Trichosurus vulpecula (common brushtail) is the source of this 13018-nucleotide messenger RNA. It is a transcript of the gene DNAH9, whose product is annotated as dynein axonemal heavy chain 9. Gene Ontology annotation, biological process: microtubule-based movement. Gene Ontology annotation, molecular function: ATP binding; dynein light intermediate chain binding; dynein intermediate chain binding. Gene Ontology annotation, cellular component: dynein complex. NCBI's taxonomy places the organism in Eukaryota, Metazoa, Chordata, Mammalia, Diprotodontia, Phalangeridae. The transcript has 70 exons. The record is from RefSeq and is a predicted model, not a curated record. Bases 2 to 13018 code for a protein of 4338 amino acids.